This is a messenger RNA of Coprinopsis cinerea okayama7#130, 1683 nucleotides long. Its product is annotated as hydroxymethylglutaryl-CoA synthase. The transcript is spliced from 5 exons. Gene Ontology annotation, molecular function: hydroxymethylglutaryl-CoA synthase activity. Bases 4 to 1425 code for a protein of 473 amino acids. The record is from RefSeq and is a predicted model, not a curated record. Lineage: Eukaryota; Fungi; Basidiomycota; Agaricomycetes; Agaricales; Psathyrellaceae. Gene Ontology annotation, biological process: ergosterol biosynthetic process; acetyl-CoA metabolic process.
AUCAUGACAAUUCCUCUCGCCACCGCUGUCGCCGACAUCGAGCUCCCCCGUCCCAAGGACGUUGGUGUCCUCGGAAUCGAGGUCUACUUCCCUCGUCGUUGCGUCUCUGAGGCAGACCUCGAGGUUUUCGACGGCGUCUCCACCGGCAAGUACACGAUUGGUCUCGGCCAGGAAUACAUGGCCUGGCCUGACGACCGAGAGGAUAUCAACUCGUUCGCGCUGAACGCUGUCUCUGGUCUUCUCGAAAAGUACAACAUCGACCCCAAGUCGAUUGGUCGAAUUGAUGUUGGAACUGAGACCAUCAUUGACAAAUCCAAGUCUGUCAAGACUACCCUUAUGGACCUCUUCGCUGAGGCCGGCAACUACGACAUUGAGGGUAUCGACUCCAAGAACGCCUGCUACGGUGGAACUGCCGCCCUGUUCAACGCCAUUAACUGGAUCGAAUCCAGCUCGUGGGACGGCCGCAACGCUAUCGUUGUCUCAGGUGACAUUGCUGUCUAUGCUGAGGGUGCUGCCCGACCAGCUGGCGGUGCCGGUGCCUGCGCCAUCCUCAUUGGACCCAACGCCCCCGUUGUUUUCGAACCCGUCCACGGGACCUAUAUGGCCAACACCUACGACUUCUACAAGCCCAACCUCUCCUCUGAGUACCCCGAGGUUGAUGGCCCUGUCUCCGUUGUAACCUACGUCGCCGCCCUCGAUGCCGCCUACACAACCUUCAAGGAGAAGUUUGCAAAGGCUGCCAAGAGGGCCCAAGUCGCUGGCAAGGAGGUCUCCAGCGCCACCUUCUCCCUCGAGGACCUCGACUACGCCAUCUUCCACAGCCCUUACGGCAAGCAAGCCGUCAAGGGCCACGCUCGCAUGCUCUACAACGACUUCAUCACCAACCCCAAGGACCCCCGCUUCGCUAACGUCCCCAACCCCGAAUCCUUCAUCUCCCAGUCCCACGCGCAGUCAUUAACGGACAAGAACGUCGAGAAGACCUUUGUCGCUCUCUCCAAGGCCUCCUUCGCAAAGAAGACCGACCCCGGCAUGGCCUGCUCAAAGCGUCUUGGCAACAUGUACACCGCUUCUCUCUACGGAUGCCUUGCUUCCCUGCUUGGUACCGUUGAGCCCUCCGAAUUGGGGGGCAAGCGAGUUAGCUUGUUCUCCUUCGGUAGCGGUUGCGCUGCUACAUUCUUCACCGCUCGUAUCAAGGGUGACACCUCCGAGAUCAAGGAGAAGCUCAAGUUGAAGGAGCGACUUGCUGCCAUGACUGUUGCACCUCCCGAGGAGUUCGUUGCUGCUUUGGCUCUCCGUGAGAAGAACCACAACGCAGUCGACUUCACCCCUGAAGGCUCCGUCGACAACAUCUGGCCUGGUGCAUACUACCUCGAGCACGUUGACUCCAAGUUCAGGAGGAAAUACGUCCGGGCACCUGUCGCCUAAGUUGCCAUUCACCUCCCUCUCAUCUGCAUUAAUAUCAUCAUCUAGCAGCCCCAUUAAUUCAUCCAUUCAUACCAUAUCCCAUACCUUCGCUUUCCCCUGGCGGUCGCUUUUUAUUUAGUAGGCAAAAACACUGACGUGGAGGAUUUCAAUCUUUCUGCACCGCGCUUUGUAGAUGUUCACAGACAUAGACUAUACUCAUCCCGUUGUAUUUCGAUACCCCUUCAAGGGUUGUAAUUAUAAAAAAAAUGUAAUUUCCCC